This is a messenger RNA of Peromyscus maniculatus bairdii (prairie deer mouse), 4310 nucleotides long. It is a transcript of the gene Gas2l2, whose product is annotated as growth arrest specific 2 like 2. Gene Ontology annotation, cellular component: cytoplasm; microtubule plus-end; actin filament. Gene Ontology annotation, molecular function: actin filament binding; microtubule binding; cytoskeletal adaptor activity. The record is from RefSeq and is a predicted model, not a curated record. NCBI's taxonomy places the organism in Eukaryota, Metazoa, Chordata, Mammalia, Rodentia, Cricetidae. Gene Ontology annotation, biological process: protein localization to microtubule plus-end; actin crosslink formation; microtubule bundle formation.
UCUAGAAGACUCACAUGAUUGGGGCAGGGAUGGAACAGAUUCUCCAGUAUGUAGACAGGGCUGCUGGUGAGAGCUGAGGCUUACCCAGGCUGUGCCCGUGUGUUCUGAGGGUCUGGUGCUUUCACACACACUAUUCUUUUGUUCCUCACAACACCCCAGAAGGGUAGAGAUUGUCCUUCCCAUUUGACAGUUGAGGAACUAAGGCACAGAGAGACCAGGGAGUGUAUGCCACCCCCAAAGGGGUGUAGGGCAAAACUCCUAUCUUGGGUCUCUAUUGCUGUGUCUGUCUCUCCUGCUCAUUCAUUCCUCAGUGUUCCAUGAUCUCUAAACCCUAUCUCCGCACUUCUCCCCCACCUUCCUCAACCUCCCCCCACGAGGAGUCAGUGGGUGCGAGAACCCUGCCUCAGCCUCUCUGCCCUGCUCCCUCUGCUCAGGCCUCGCAGCAGGACACGGGCGCUUGGCUGCUGGAAGGAAGAGUUAACAAGGAGUGUUUGUAGCAGCUGCUGUCUCCAAGGAGAGGAAAGAAAGCAGAGCAGCGGCGGCGAGGCCACAGCCUAGAUGCUUUUCCGGGCUCCCUGGCUGGUGACAGUGGCGGGCUGGUUGGAGGCAGCAGAUGACCCACCUGGCCCUGGGAAGAGAGGAACGCUCUCACACUUCCACCAGUCCUGGGGAGUGCUGAACUGAGUGGACUGGGCAGCUGAGAGUGAGGUCGCUUGCAGGGCCCCCAAAGGGAAAGUUCAGGCAGGGACUAAGGAAUGUGGGCAGUGGGGGCUGGGCCUGGCUCAGAGGCUGAAGCCAGCAGCAGGCUGCAGAGCCAGAAGCCCUGGGCUCUCAGAGGGUAGAAGGGGACCCAUUGAGCCAAGGAGAAGUGGUCCAGGACCUUGACCUAGCCUGUAGCAAGAAUAGGGAGACAGCAGUAGGGGACAGGAGGCUCCUACUUCCUCCUGUAUUUCCAUUCCAGCGAUGUCUCAGCAUAGGGGACACAGGAGGAGGCCCAGGACCCCAGGGCCUCCCGUGCGCAGCAUCCGGCCCUUCAAGUCCAGCGAGCAGUACCUGGAGGCCAUGAAGGAAGACCUGGCCGAGUGGCUUCGGGAUCUGUACGGGUUGGACAUUGAUGCAGCCAACUUCCUGCAGGUGCUGGAGACUGGCCUGGUGCUGUGCCGGCAUGCCAACACUGUCACAGAGGCUGCUCUGGCCUUCCUGGCUGAGGCACCUGACCGAGCUCCAAAGAUUCCCAUGCCCCAGGCUGGCGUUUUCUGCAAUGGGGCUGCUCAGCCGGGCACUUUCCAGGCCCGGGACAACAUCUCCAACUUCAUCCAGUGGUGUCGCAAGGAGAUGGGCAUCCAAGAGGUGCUGAUGUUCGAGACCGAGGACCUGGUGCUACGCAAGAACGUGAAGAGCGUGCUGUUGUGUCUGCUGGAGCUGGGUCGCCGCGCCUGGCGUUUCGGUGUGGCAGCGCCGGCCCUGGUGCAUCUGGAAGAGGAGAUUGAUGAGGAGCUGCGGCGUGAGCUGGCCCUGCCCUCGCCGGAUCCUCCACCACCCGCACCCCCUGUCCGCAGGCCUUGCCACUUCCACAACCUGGACCAGAUGGUGCAGAAGCUUGUGAGCCAUUGCACAUGCCCAGUGCAGUUCUCCAUGGUCAAGAUAUCUGAGGGGAAGUACCGAGUAGGGGACUCCAACACCCUCAUCUUCAUCAGGAUCCUCCGGAGCCACGUGAUGGUGCGCGUUGGGGGCGGCUGGGACACGCUGGGCCAUUAUUUGGACAAACAUGACCCCUGCCGGUGUACGUCCCUCUCCCACAAACCAGGCAGCUUUCUGAAGCCCCCAGGGCCACCGGUGCAGCAUGAAGUGAAGGUGCAGGAUGGACCCUCACAGCCCCAGCCUACAAUGACCAUCAGCCGCUCGCAGAGCCCACUGCCUCCGGUGGAUUGGAGUACAUACACCUCUUCUAGCAGAAAGCUGAGGCCCCCCACUCCCUCUUCUCCCCGACCCCAUGGUCAACAGGGAGCAGGGGCCAGGACCCUCAGAGAGACAGCCCCAUUACUAAGGUCGCAAGAGAGGCCAAUGACCCCAUCUCAGAGAAUGUCGUCACCCGGUCCCCAAUUCUCAUCUAUCUGUAGGAGCCCAGACCUACGGAGUACCAUGUCAGGAAAGAGAGAGAAGAGAUGCCCAGGUGAACUGCCCAGAGGAAGGACUCCCACCACAUCUUGGGUUCACAAGGCAACAGAUAGCCAAGGAACACAUACCAAGGCCCUCACCUCCCAGAGGCUCCAAAGCCCCGAGGCCACCAGUAAAGGGACAUCAGUAAGAGGACCAUCUCCCCCACCUCGUUCCUCCAGCCUAGCCAACCCUCACAGUAUCUGGCUCCUGCAUCGGGGCGCUUCCCCGCAGCUCAGAGAACCCAUGCCUAUUCAAUCCCCACCUCCCAGCAAAGGGUUCACCAAGAUCCCCAUCCGGCUGUCCCCUGCCCGACCCCCAACUCCAAGAAGUUUUUUGGGUAAUGAAAGUGGAGGUUCCAUGGAGAGAGGAUCCAUCCCAUCAAAGGCCCUCACAGGGAACCUGGAUAUACCCACACAUGGGCAUCACUCUGUGGAAGCAAGCCAUGGGGACCACCAGAUGGACAUCCAGAUGACUUCAGAGACCGAGGAUCCCAGGAACUUAGGCACACACAAGUGCAAAGGGAGGCACACCCCUCUGCCCCUGGGCAGGACCAGAGAGCAAGCCCUCUACCAUAGCCUCAAAGAGGAGAUUGUGGCCAACAUGAAAUUGCUGGAGGUGGGGGCUGCCUGUAAUCAGGGCACGAGGCCUCAAGUCAUCCCUCGAAGCGGAGUCUAUGUUCCCAGCCUGGGUGGGAGGUGGCCUGAAUCUGGGAGUCCUUAUGAUAAAGUCAUCCAAGAACUGGUUCAGAUGCCCCCACCUCUCUUUAAAGUGGAUCUGAAAGCCUGGAAGGUAGGCUCUGAAGCCCCCCCUAAGCCAGCUGUGGGCCCAAGAAGCCCCAAAGAGAAGCCACGAUCCAGAGAGAGUGGGCCAAGGAUAAAGGCAAGCCCGACUGCCAAGGGUACCCCAGUGAGGACUGUGUCAUCUGCUAGAGGGAAAGACUGCUCCACUCUGACUGUGCCUGCCACCCCAGAGGCUCCCACACAUUCAGGCUCAGACCCCAGUUCUGACAAAGCCAGGGUAUGUCUGGGCAAGGGCAAGAGAACACUCCGGAAGCCCCAGAAGAUCCCAUCCAUUUACAAGCUGAAGCUGAGACCUAGAAUCCGGCCCCGCAGAGACCACAGGCCUGAGAAAAGACCUUCCAGAAUUCCCAAGCCACUGGCCUACCUCUGCCUGGGUCCAGCCAGGACAGCUCCUGGAAGCAGGCUAUUGAAAGCUACAUUGGGUGGCAAGGGAGGAGGCACCUGCCAGGUGGAUCAAGCUGGUGAAAAGAAGGAGGAAGAGAAAGAGAAAGAAACCAGCAUCUCAUUGGCGAACAGCUCCCAGGUGCCAGCGAGCCAGGAGCCUCUGAAGCCUGAUGGAGCGCCACUUCCACCUGAGGAGGAAUCUUGGGUCUGAAGAGCCUGCAGAUGGGAAGGACCACAGCAAAACGUAUGCAGUGCAAUGUGUGUGUGAGGAAGGACAGCCCCUCACUCAGCACAGGGCCUUGGCCAGGAGUGGGUGUCAAGACCCCCAUCUCUUCAGCUGAGCAAAAGGGCAGUCCACACCUUCCUUCCACUGCAGGCCAGCAUCAGUGGGGAGGGCCCAUAUCUUAUUCUUGCUCCUAAGAACAGCUCCUCGGCCUCUGGACAUUUCCACAGCUGUAAGUUAUUAAACACUCAUGGGUCUGUCCUUGAGAUACAUCUUUCGGGGUCCUUUCCCCAAGACUGUAGAAGUGUAGAGAGGUGCAGCUUCAGACCUCUCUGCAGGAGGUGAUGGAGACAAGGUGGAAGGAGCUGUCAGCAAGGGAGGCUUCCUCCCAGGUCCUGGUGGUCAGGACCGUGGACAGCGACAAAGGCGCCUGGCACAGGCUCCCGAAGGACACCUUUGACAUAGACUUCAGAGAUUUGCCCCUGGUCCUGAGAACAGGGAUCACUCAGGGUGAAGAGAGCUGGUUGAUGACAUCCAUCACAUUUCUGUGUCCAAGAAGCUAUGUUUGGAGGCUCUAAAUUUGACCCCUGAGGAAAAUGCAGAGGCAGUUAGCAUUUGAGUCUUCCAGGCACCUGCGAGGGCAGGUGAUGUGACCUCUGUGUGGUUGUGGUUAGCUGGAGGGAAGAGUUAUGUCCAGUACCUUUUCCCUUUGAUCCCUGGGUUGACCUGGACUUUGGGGGUGG